Molecule: messenger RNA, 10293 nt
Organism: Mercenaria mercenaria
Lineage: Eukaryota; Metazoa; Mollusca; Bivalvia; Venerida; Veneridae
Exons: 12
Coding region: 638-3937 (1099 amino acids)
Source: RefSeq, a predicted model, not a curated record
CAAUAUUGGACAGGGAACCAGAUUAAUCAGGAAGUGGAUUAAGAUAAAUUUUGUUUCUGUUCGUUGAAGUCCUAAUACCAUUGUUUUUAGAUGACUAUCAUUAUAUAGCCACUUGUUGUUAACAAUAACCAAAAGCCAAAGUUCAAGACCAGAGAUUUCAUUACAAACAAUUAAAAAAGACAACAGGACACAAAUCAUUUCAUCCAGGAUAUAACCACUUUAUCUGGUGUUUACAUCAAGUGGAUACUUACUACCCCCCUAACAUAGUUUGAAUGAAUCGAUUUUAACAGACAGAAGAGUUUAUUGUGCAAAUUUUAGGAUGAACAGCACUGAAAUAUGAACUUCGUUUGCAAUUAGAAUUUGAUCUUUAGAAUCGUGUGAUUAAAUGUGAUUUUUUUGUGCUGAUUUGGCGCAAAUAAUUGUAAUAUCUCAGUGUAUGAAGGAUUUUCUAGAUCAUUCAGAAACAAAAAAUGAAGUUAAAAUGGAAAAAGCAUCGUUUAAAACAUGAAAGACCUUUUUUGACAGAAGAAAUAUUUAACAUAAACACAUAAACUUUGUUGUGAAAUAUAUACAUUGCCAUACAGACUGCAUGUAGCACGGAUAUUGUACAAUCACCAUAGCAACAACGGAAAUAACUAUGACAAUGAUGACUGUGGAAAUUAGCCCUCGAUGGUUUAGGAUUAGUUUGUCAUUGGCAACUGUACUUGUGACAUGUUGUUUUGGUUCUCCAACACUAGAUCAGCGAUACGAACGAGCACUUUCGAACCAUAUACCAACAACAACCAAGGGCAGUAAUUCUGUAAAUGAAGAGAAAGAUAAAUACUUUAAAGAAUUUUGGUAUCAGAAGAAUGGAGGACUGUGCCCCUUUGGUCAGGUGUUACAAAGGAACAACAGUGUUUGCUGUUAUGUUGCAGUGUGUGACCCAGGUUACGAGAUUGAGGAGUGUCGUGUAAAUGGAACCGAGGACAAAUGUUCCAAGUGUAAAAUUGGCUUUCUGCAGUUACACAAUAUCUCUUCACUGAACAUGAAGGAUGCUAAAUGCUUUAGUAAAGUGCCCAACCAUGAGUAUUGUCCCUUAGACAUUAUGAAACAUGCGAGGGAGAUUUUAGACUCAAAAACAUUUCCGUAUCCGUGUGAAUGCUCAUUUGAAAAGUGUUAUGUAGUGGACGAUGUAGGUGAUUGUAGCAUAAAUAUAAACACUGUGUGUCGUCCGAAUUUCCAAAUGAACAGAAUAACUGGAAAAUGUGAACCAUGCCCUUGGUAUGGGUAUAAAAAUGUAUCAGGAUGUGAGCCUUGCACUAUCAAUGCCACACUGCUCAGACAGGGCAAACCUGGUGGAGUAUUCAUACCUCCCAAUUUACGAACAACAACUGUAAAAAUUGAAGUUAAAUCAGAUAAUGGCAUGAACGAGAACUUGUCUUUGGCAACUCCUGAUUCACCCAGGAAGGAAUCAAAGAAUGGACUAAACACUGCCGUUAUUAUUCUUCUAGCUGUGAUUGCUGUAGCGGUGGUUGGGUCAAUGGUAUUUGGAGUGAUCUUUUGCUACAGGAAUAGAAUGUUGUCAGGUUCGCAAAACCCUCCUUCAACUCCAAGUGCUGAUAUUGCCCCACUGUUACCUGGCCAGGGGAUUCCUACACCCACACAUCAAAAUGGAUAUGGAAAUAUUCCCUACCAACGAAAUAAUCAAACACUUAUACCACAUGGUGAAAAUUAUACAAAUAAUGUUUUGAACGGGCAUGUCAGAAAUGAUCAUGUAUGGAAUCUUAACUUCAAUCAUAAUCUAAUGGAUGGAAGGGAAAAUGUGAAUGGUGCUGUUGGAAAUAAUCAAAUAGUUUCAGAAAGGGAACAUGCAAUCUCAACAGAAGAUAGCAUUAAUGGUAAUGUUCAGUCUGCUAGGACUGUGAACAAUCUGGGACAGAUGACAGGUGACAAGGGUUUAAAGAUUAAUGUUCCACAGACAGCUCCAGCACAGAAAAAGCAAAACAAAAGUGAACAAAGACAAGAUGCAAUAAAAGAAAGUGCAGUAGAAAGUCAUCAAGGUGCAGUUGGUGGUAUAUAUGAUAAUUCAUGUGAUAAGAAGGUAGAAGAUGAGUCUAAGGUUUCGAAAGAUAAGAAGAAAAAUCGAGACAAAACAAAUACUAAAGUUUCUGUUCAUAAUAAUACUUUUGAAAAGUGUAAGAUAUACUUCGGAAAUCCGAAAAGUAAACCUCGAAAUGAUGUUAAUGUAGAAAAUUGUGUUGAAGAAAACAGUAUGUCAGGUACAUUUGUGUUGGCAAGCUCCUGCAGUUCAUCGGACAUUAAUUCUGUCCCAACUAUGGAGCUGACUGAACAAAGAGAUAUAAAUAAGAGCAAAGAAAGUGCUAGCAAUGGAACAAGUUUAAUUGACGCUGUAGAUGAACCUACAAAUAGAGAUGAGUUAAAGGAAAUCAGAGGUAAUGAUGAACCUCCUUGUAGACCUGAGCUUAGUAACAGUCCGGGUUGUGAUAUUCGACCAGUGGAAGAUAUGAGGUCAGGUGAUGUAGGCAGAAAUGGUGCAGUUGAGAAAGAUAGAAAACAUAAGACGGAGACCGUAGAAGAUGAAAAAUCUCUGAAUCCAUCUCCUCAGAAAAUAGCCGGUACUGUAGCACCUUUACAGCCAUCUGCACCUAGAGAACGUCCAACUGCUCGAGUCCCCCCCAUUCGUCAAAUCAGUGAAGUGCGACAUGUGUCAGGGUAUCCGUCAGAAAGGCUGGAUAAUGAUACAAGCAAUGGAGUUGAUAGUUUCAAUUCAAUGUCAUAUGCUGUGAUGCAUGCAAACUCAGAGCUUAGUAAUGGCUUCAUGGAAGAUAUAGCAAACCAAGAUGACUUAACGGAAAUAGGUGAUAAUGAAGAUCAGUUUCAAAGUGUAAUUCUUGACAGUAUGCUAAAUCAUGGUGGAGGAAGUCAAAAUACUACCCGAGGGAAUGGGUGUGGCCAAACUUCAGAUGUACAGAGAAGUCAAAACGCAGUGCCCCCUAUAAGAAGGGAUGUAAAUCGAGUUGGUGUAACCAAUUCUGUUCCGCCAAUGGUUGAAAGGGAGGGACCUGAAGGUAAUUCAAUUACGUACACACCUGAAUAUGAUAAUUAUGUUUCACGACCAGAUAUGCAAGAGACUGAUAGAAAAGUUGCUGUUGAUGAUAUAGAUCUAGAUAUAACACAAGAAAAGCAAGCUGGAAAUAACCAUACCAGUGCUAAAACUGUAGAUUCUGAUGAUGAUUUGACUGAAUACAAGAGAAAACUCAAAGAAACUCAAAAUAUUGAAAGUGAUACAGACUUGAAGAAAACUGUAGAUGGGGAGGGUAAUAUUUCAGUUAGUGAAGAAAGUUUUGAAAUUGACAAAAACUAUGUUGAAGAUAUUCUAUAUGAAGAAACUGAAACAACAGAAGGAAAGAACUCAGUGAAUGAAGUUAAUACAGAUGAAGAAACAAGUUUUGAAGUAGAUAGUGCAGAUAUCAAAAACAUAGAAAACUCUGAAAUGGCUUCUUGUGAUAGAACUAAACGUGAUGUAAUUGAUAGUGCUGACAUGUCACAAAGUUUUGAAAUUGAUAGUAAAGAUUUUAAAACUUCAGAAAAACUUAAUGCAGAAGGCAGCAAUGUUCUUGACAAAAAUGCUGUUGAACUUGAUAAGACUGAUACAGAACAAAUAGUUAAGGAUGAAGAAUUAUCUAGGCCAGUGACAGAGGAGUCGAUUGAAGUUUGUAGUGAUAAUUUGACAAGCAGUGGAGAUUCCAGUUUUGAAAUUAAUUCAAGUGAAAUUGGUUUUCUUAAUCCGAGAGGUAAUGCUGAUGCUGGUGAAGCUUGUGAUAGGACAGUUGAUGGGAGCGAGAGUGUAGCUGUAAGAACCAAGUUUGGGGGUGAUUCACAAAAUUCUUCAAUGAAGUCUGGUGAUGAAGUUUCAGAUAGUGGAGAGGAUAAUUAACACGCUACUCUUUUUGUAAAUUUUGCUUAAUAUGUAUUGAAUCAGUUACAGAAGUUUUUUUUUUAAAAGGAAACUUCUAGGAAGUAUAUCAGAUCUGCUGUGUAAAUUAACCAAUUGUUCACAAAACCUAUAAAAAUGCCAGCAUAGUAAAGUGGUUCUGUCCACUGACUUCAGUCAUUUGCUCUGCACCAAUGUGUGUUUGAGCCUCUGAGCACUUAGAGGUUGGAUUCUUUCAUAUCUGAACAGUAUCUAGCUUGUUGAUGAAAGGUUAGAGGUCACUGGUCCUAAGUUACCAAAUGACCUGAACAAUGUGACUUUAAAUCCAACAGAAAUCAAAACUGUUAAAGACCAUUAAGGCCAGGUUUGAUGUUUUUUCAAAAAUUUCUUUUUACUGCAAUCCAGCUGGUAUUGAUAACUAAUUGAAGGUCUGACCCACUUUUCAAAAUUCACAAGCUAUCGGGAGUUCGAUUGUUAAAUAAUUCAAUAAUUUGUUUUUGUGACUAAAGUUUGAAGCUGUUUUGAAAGAAUAUAUAAUUAUUGACAAAAGAACAAGUAACACUGUCUGCAGUAUGUCCAGAAGCUUACAGCCCUGUAAGACAUAUUAAACACUCAGAGCUAAAUAGUUUGAAAAUAAAUAAGUGCAGCUGUGUAAAAAAACCGUUAGGACUUUGCGACCAAGUUCAGCCUGCACAUUCCAGUAGUCUGAUCCGGAUCCAUACUGUUAUCUGAAAUUGGAUAUGGGGAUAAACAAACAGUAUGGAUGUGCACUCAUCUGGAUCCUUGCUUGCCGCAAAGCCCUAACGUUGGGUAUUUGCACAGCUGCACUCAAAUUAACUAAAUUGAGAGUGGGUAUUAGGUUAUACAGUAUUUUAAUUGGUGCUUACAAUUGUUUAUGAGUAGUAAUCUUUGUUAAGAACUGUUUGUUUUUCUAAUUGUUUAUCAGUAAAUUUACUGAUACCUGUUUUUAACCCUUAUCAUGCUGGACACAAUUGAUUCUGCCUUUGCGACCAGUGUAGAUCAUCACUGAUCUGCACUGUUCGCCAUUCAGUCAGUAUCUUUUUGGUAAGCAUCCCUUUUACUAGUUAAUGGUACUGUCCAAAUUUAAAGAAUGUCUAGGGGCUUCCGUGGCCGAGUGGUUAAGGUCACUGACUUCAAAUCACUUGCCCCUCAUCGAUGUGGGUUCGAGCCUCACUCGGGGCGUUGAAUUCUUCAUGUGAGGAAGCCAUCCAGCUGGCUUACGGAAGGUCGGUGGUUCUACCCAGGUGCCCGCUCGUGAUGAAAUAAUGCACGGAGGGGCACCUGGGGUCUUCCUCCACCAUUAAAGCUGGAAAGUCGCCAUAUGACCUAUCAUGUGUCGGUGCAAUGUUAAAUCAAAAAAAAAAAAAGAAAAAAAAAGAAAAAAAAAAAUAAGAAUGUCUAGUUCAUCAUAGAAAUAUAGCAGGGUAAGGGUUAAGCUGUUAUUAACAGCACUUUUAUGUUCUGGUAUUUUGUUAGAUAUAUUUUGUCUAAAUAUGUAUGUGGAUAUAUGAACAGUUACUAAACAGUAUCUAUUUAAACAAAACAUAUUCAUGUUUAUGUAUAAAUAGUUCUGUGUGUAGGUUUGAAACUGUACACAGUAAUAAAAUGUACAAUAAACAAAAGUAUGAAUAUAAAAUUAUGUUCCAGUUAUUUUAACAAAGUCACUUACUAGAUAUGAUAAUUAUAAUUUCAUCUCUACCUGUUACAUUUUAUAUUUAACAAAUUUAAUUGUACUUGGUGUUUAAGAGUUUUCUACACUUUAAUCAUCAUUGUAAGAUAAGAUAUUUUAGCAGGAAAUGAAAUGAAAUUUCUUUGAAAUUGUAACAAUGUCAGAAGUAUUCUAUUACAAUACUGUUAUUAUCCUUCUUUGAAGGAUUCUGUAAUCAGUUUUCUUUUAGUUAGAAAUCCUUGAUUACAGUUGUUUUACUUUUGGGAUAGGCUUUCAAAAUAUUGUUAUAAUUUCUUGUUUUGCUGAAUCAUUCCUUAAGAUAUUCAGAUUUUGUUAAAUAAUUAGCUGUUAUUGACUUCUAAUUGUAAGCAUUUUAAAACAGCCCUGUGAAAUUUGUAAAUAUUCAUGGAAGUUGAUGUAAGAUAAAGUACAAGUUUGACUUUUAAAAUUGUUGAUUACAGAUAUGAAUAUGUACAUACCUUAGAAUUUUAAUAAUGAAUUAUGAUGAAAUCAAGAAAAACUACACAAAAAAUCUGAUUUUAGAUAUUUAUGCAAGAAAAUCAAGAAGUAUGCUUGAUUUAAUUAAAGUUUUAGAAUGGUCUUUCUACAGUUCUGUUUUCAAAAAUGUAUGAUGUAAUUUCUGUGUUAAACUUUGUAUUUGUAUGCUUUGUCAUUUAACAAAUAUGCAAUACUAUCACUUGGAGAAUUACGUCUGUUUUAGUUGCUGUCACAUUUCAUCCCAUAAAUAUGUUAAACAUUAGUGUGAUAAAUGUGCUAUAUAACCAUAGAAAGUACAGGUGAAUGUUGUGAUAUGUACAGUAUUGAAUAAAUUUAACCCUUAUGCUGGACACAAUUGAUUCUGCCUUCACGAACAUUGAAGAUCAUAAUCAGCCUGCACAUCUGUGCAGUCUGAUCAAAAUCUGCACAGUUCGCCAUUCACUCUGUAUUCUUUUUGUGUAAGCACCCCUUUUAACAGUUAAUGGUACUGUCCAAACUGACAGAUGGACAAGUUCAUUAUAGAAAUUUAGCAGGGUAAGGGUUAAGUAACUGUAAUGUUUGACAGGUUGAGUGCAUUUGUCUGUGUAUACAGCUGAACCUGCCUUAGAGGCCAGUUGUAUUAAGCAGCCACUUGCCUUAAGCUUUAGCCUGCUAAAUUUCUAAAAUGGACUGGUCCAUCAUUCAAUUUGGGCAAUACCAUUUAUUAUUUGAAGGGGUAUUUAAUGAAAAUUUACUGACUGAAUAGCGAACGGAUGUGCAGGCUGAUCUUGGUCUGCACUGGUCGCUAAAGCAGAAUCACUUGCCACCAGCAGGCUAAAGGUUAGCCAGUCAGCAGUUUAACAAAUUGAGUUUUUGUUAGAAUUUCAACUUGUCUUUAGUAGCCACCUGCCUGAAGAAGCCAGAUUGUGCCACUCCUUUGGGUGGAUGCUUAGUACAGGUUUUGCUGUAUGUAGAAUUUAUAAAUAUUGAUUGACUUAAUGUCUCUUUUACUUAUUUACUUGUACAUUUUGUAUAUAAAGCUAUAGAGGCAUUUCAUUUUAACAUAUAUUGAUCAUCUUUUCAUAGCAGAUUUUAUGAAUUUGAUAAAUAAUCAUUGGUACCAGAUAUAUAUAUAUUGUAAGUUAUAAAUGUAAUGAAGUAUGUUCACACAGUAGGUAGAACACGCAAGUUAAAAGAUUGUAAGAUAAAUCCAUGGGUAAGUUGAAUGUUCCGAGAUACAAACUUGAUACAUAGAUACAGAAAACGAUAUGUCUGAAGGCAUUCACUCUCCAUGUCUGAUUAAUGUUGGGAAGAUGUCAUUUAUUUGUGAGGAACAGGUCUGUAGUGGUACUGAAUUCAGCGAUACUGGAUUGGUUGACAUAAUACUGAUGAAAUCAUGGAGUUAAUAUUAAACAAACAUAAUUAUGUCUCCCACCAUACAGUGGUGUAGGAGACAUAUUGAUUUACUCCAGUCUGUGUGUCUGUCUGUCCGUCACAAAGCUUGUCCGCACUCUAAGUCGAACAUUUCUCAUCCGAUCUUCACCAAACUUCAACAAAAUGUGUCUGCCAAUAAGUGCUCGGCCAAGUUCGAUAAUUAGCCAAAUCAGCCUAGGCACUUAGGAAUUAUGGCCCUUGAAUUACCAAAAAACACUCAGAUUUCUUGUGCAGUUUUGCCCCCAAACCCGCGCCUAUACUACUAGUAGUAUAGGCGUCCUUUUGGUGUCAAGAAAGCGCAUGCACAUGUGGAUUAAGUAAACAGUAUAUAAGAUUGACUUACUAUUUAGAUGAUUAGGCAGUUGUGGGAGACAUGCGCUUUUCUCAAAAGCAUCUUUAGUUCAACACUAUUUUUGCUUCAGUUGUUAUCAAAUAAUUUUGCACUGUAAUGCUAAGGAAAUGAGAAACUAUUGUAAGAUGGGUAAAUUUUUUAAUUUACCAAGUUUUAUCAGCGUAAUUUGAAGAUGUAGAUUGUUUAUCUGCUUAAUUCCUCUGGAUACUGUGAAAUCAUUUAAUUUCGUUGGCAUGAAAUUACGUGGUUUUGGUCAAAACGGCAAUUUCGUGGGGAUAUGAAUUGGUGGAUUACAACUUUUGAACAUAAAGUGAAUGGGAAUUUUACUUGUUCGUUGGGAUUAAAUUUUGUGGAUUGACUGAACCACGAAAUCCAUGAAAAUUAGUCCCCACGAAUAUUAAUGAUUUCACAGUAUGCAAUUGAGAAAUAGAUUAUACAGUUACUUGUGUUGCUGUAUAUCCAUGUACAUAUAUACACCUUAUUUGCUGUUAACAUUUGCUCAAAGUGUAGAUGAAAUAAAUGUUCUAUAAAAAAAGUAAUAAUUGAAAUCAUGUUUAAAUCUUUAAAUGUUUAAGGUGUAUGUUAUAUUGAAGAUGCAGAUAUGUUUAGUAAGUGACACCUCUUAUGUUAUGACACAGGUAAUGAUAAUGGUAAGAUUAUGUUAAAAAUAACUUUUAAGGUGAGAGGGUAAAUUUCAUUGGUUAAGAUUUUAUGUUUACAUUAGCCCUAUUCUUUUCCAUUGAAAAUUAUGACGUUCAUUUUGUUUGAACAGCAGAAGGAAAUGCACCAAAGUUAAAACAACGCUGCUUUGUGAUAUUUCCUUAGAUGAUGUUGCAGUUGUUUCAUCUGGUGAACAGAAUGGCCGGAAAGCUGAUUUUAGUGUUAAAUGCUACAAAAUGUGUGCAAGAUAUAAUAUAAUCUUGUUUACAAAUGGAAAGGAAAUGUAAAUAUAAGAAGUGAAUUAAUUUUUUGGAGGGAGUUCAUGCAAAAUGAACGACAGAUUAGGAUUGGCAAGUCAAACAUGAAUCGCCGCGAUUCAUGUAUUUAUCGUUGAGUGUAUUUGAAUAACUUGUUUUUCAUCCUGUAUCAUCUAGCAACAAAUUAAUGAAAUACUCUUUGUUUAAAAGUGUCCCUCCUACAGAAGGCUAGAGGCCACUAUAUUCUGUUGUACAUAUAAAGGCUUAGAUCACUAUAUUCUGUUGUUUGCAUUAGGGCUUAGAUCACAAUAUUUAAUGUUUCUCUAGAUGAACACAGUGGCCUACGUCAUUAAGUUGAUUUUAAUUUGCUAGAUAUUUUAUCAAUGUUUAUAGCCAGUGUUUUUAAUGAAAUUUUCUUUAUCAUGACAUUUUAUUACUUGGGAAUCUAUAACAUAUGGAAACAGUGGUUUGUGACUAUAGUCCAGGGCCCAGUUGUUCGAAACUUUAACAGGCGAUUAAGCUAACGGCCGAUUAACUUCUAGAGUUAUAUUUCAACAUCUUAGAAGAUUUAGAAAAAGAAACAUAUGAGUUAAAUAUUAUGAACACUUAAAAGUCUUUACAGUAAAAUAAAAACUCCAUACUAAUGUUUCCCGCCAAGACUAAUAUUUUGAAUCAAAAUUUAACAGGCAGUUAGUUUAACAGCCGGUUAAAGUUUCGAACAACUGGGCCCAGAUGUAUGUCACGACAGAACAUAAUUAGACACUGAAAGAACAAAACCAUAUUUUUAGGCCAUUUUGUUUUACUUCCUAAAUGUUCACCCCUUUCGUACACGUACAUUCAGUAAGACAGAAGUAUAUAUGUAUUUACUGUAGAAGGUUAAAAACAUUGGGAGAGUUGUUGAAAACAGGUGUUAACUGUUUAGUCAGUUGAAGUGUUUGGUCUAGUUCAGACUGCAAAUAAAAAUAUGUCAACAGAUUUAAAACCAUGCUCCAUUUUCAAAGUAUUUGAUUGGCAAAUAUGAACUUCAGUAUGAAAAAUGUCUUCAUUUAUGUAAAAAGAACUUCAUGGUGAAAUUUUUACCUACAUUCAUGUUCAUGGAAGUUGGAAAAGUUAGGGUCUAUUAAAAACAAUUAUGAAUGUACCAUUUGUUCAAAUUCCUACCAUUUUGCCAAAGGAUGGGUUUACUUGUACUUUUGUAUAAUGCUGGGAACCAUCCAAGAAUGACUGAUAAUCCAGAAAUUGUUGAUUAAUGUUGUGACAUCUUUAGGUCUGGUACAAACCAUUUUUUAUGUGAGAUCCACCACUGUGAUUUUUACAUGUGGCAUUUAACCUUUUACUUCAUUUCUCACUCUUCAUCUUUGAUACAUCAGCUUGUUCAUGCUGCUUUUAUAUAUCAGUGUACAUUGUAGCUGUGCUUCUUCAUGUAACAUUUUAUACAUCAUGGUCAACAUUUUGCUGGUGUUAUUUUAAUACAAUAAUAAAAUUGUUA